Ichthyophthirius multifiliis is the source of this 432-nucleotide messenger RNA. Its product is annotated as smc c-terminal domain protein. The record is from RefSeq and is a predicted model, not a curated record. Gene Ontology annotation, biological process: sister chromatid cohesion. Gene Ontology annotation, molecular function: DNA binding. Gene Ontology annotation, cellular component: nucleus; cohesin complex. The transcript has a single exon. Lineage: Eukaryota; Ciliophora; Oligohymenophorea; Hymenostomatida.
AUGUAAAUUCAUUAUUUAGAAUUAACUGAUUUCAAAUCAUUCCGCGGUAAACACUAAGUAGGCCCUUUUGAGAAUCUUACUGCAAUAAUAGGACCUAAUGGCUGUGGUAAGAGUAAUAUAAUAGAUUCUCUUUGUUUUGUAUUUAAUGUAGAAAAUGCAAGAAACCAUAAUCCCAUAAGUUCAUUAAAAGAUGGAUAACGCCCUUAAUAAUGUUCAGUAGAAGCUUUUUUAUAUACUGAUGAAUAAAAAAAUACUAUUGUUAGUUUUAGAAGAUUACAGACAAGAAAAAGGCAAUUUAUAUAUUAUUAUAAUAACAAUGAAAUAACAGAAGAAGAAUAUAUUGAUUAGCUAGCUACAUUUAAAAUUGGUCCUGAAGUUUUUAUGCUUUAAGGUGAAUCAGAUAAAUUGAUAAAAAAGAUCCAAUGGAAAUGA